CGCAGCAUCAGUGGCGGUGCUACAGGACUUUAGACACUUUUUUUUUUGCAGUUUGAACUUGAACUUUGUUCAGUCUGGUGAUGUGAAGGAAGGAAAACGAAACUUACGACUCACUAAACAACUUUUAGUAACUGUCAGGUGCUGCUGUUGGGUGAUUCAGUCAUUCCAGCAGACUGAGUCAACAAGUGAGUUCUUAUCUUUGGCACAGAAACAGGUAAUACGGCCAAACAAGGAUCUGAAGAGCGUAUACUGAGAGGACAAACAUGAAUGCAGAAAGAAAGAAGCUACAGGAGGCCUUGUGUAGCUACACCACAGAUACUCUCAUCUACAUCGACACAGUGAGAAGAUUCUGUGAGAGGAGCUCGAAAUGGAUGAUUGGCAGGAAGUCAGAGUUAAACUUGCUGAGGGACAUCAAGGAGAGGGCUAACCAAAUCAACCUAAACAUAGACCAUGUUACCAAGUCAGAGAACAAAGGUGCAGCCUUUUUGGAGUAUAUGAAGAGCAAGGUGACUGCAGACAGCCGGCGUGCAAAGCUGCAGAAGGAGCUGGCUGCUGUGCUGUGGUACACUCUGGCAAAUCUGGAGAAGCUCGACCGCUUCCUGGAUGCAGUGGAGAAGCUGGCGGUCACCUCACUCCAUGUGUUCACGGAGGAGAACCAGGUGUUACAUCUGCCAGAGGGGAUCAGCCCUGAACAGGUUCAGGUUGUCAUCGCUGCUGCACGACUGAUCUGCCCUCUUCUCCUCGAGUUUAAAAGAGAUGCGAAUGUCUUCUUCCUUCCCAGACUUCAGAAUGUGGAAGUGCUGUCAUAUCAGCUGGACAAAUACAUUCAGACCACCCAGAAGAUCUGUGACAAGCUGGAGAAAAGCUCCUUCUGUGACUUUGGACUGAAGAUGGUUAUGAACGCUGUGGUAGACCUCGAUGUGGAUUUGUCUGAAGAUGACAUAAAAAGGAUGCUUCAGCACAUUAAACAGCUUAAUGACAUCAGUUCCCAGACGCUGACAGAGUGUUGUUCAAAGAAGAGGUAAUAAGCAGAGAGGUAA
This is a messenger RNA of Larimichthys crocea (large yellow croaker), 1040 nucleotides long. RefSeq lists its product as uncharacterized. The coding region runs from base 264 to 1025 and encodes 253 amino acids. The transcript has 4 exons. The record is from RefSeq and is a predicted model, not a curated record. NCBI's taxonomy places the organism in Eukaryota, Metazoa, Chordata, Actinopteri, Sciaenidae.